Messenger RNA from Perkinsus marinus ATCC 50983, 1518 nucleotides. Its product is annotated as retrovirus polyprotein, putative. The transcript has a single exon. Bases 1 to 1518 code for a protein of 505 amino acids. NCBI's taxonomy places the organism in Eukaryota, Perkinsozoa, Perkinsida, Perkinsidae. The record is from RefSeq and is a predicted model, not a curated record.
AUGCCCUUCGGACUCUGCUCCGCUGGAGCCACCUUUCAACGUCUGAUGGACCAAGUACUCAAUGGACUACCCUUUGUUCGGGUCUAUCUAGACGACAUCCUCGUGUUCUCGCCCGAUGCUGAGACUCACGAAGACCAUUUGAGACAAGUCUUCGCACGCCUGCGUGCGUGGGGCUUGACGUUGUCCGCCGAGAAGUGCGAGUUCGGUUGCCCUUCUGUGCCCUAUUUAGGACACAUUUUUGACGGGAACGGUAUGAGACCAGAUCCGACUAAGGUAGAGGCGAUCUUGAGAUGGCCUCGCCCUGGUAAUGUUGCAGAAAUAAGGUCCUUUUUGGGUCUCGCCGGCUACUACCGUAACUUCGUCCCUAACUUCUCGGACGUGGCACGACCAAUUCAACGGCUGGUGUCGGAGGUUGGAAGUGAAACCUUGGCUUUGGAUGCCUACUGGGGACAAGAGCAAGAGGAGUCCCUUCGGGCCCUCAAGCUUCGUCUCGCAGCCCUGCCCUUCCUCGCUUACCCCGAUUUUGGUAUUCCCUUCGAGCUCUAUACGGAUGCAAGUGACUAUGCCAUUGGAGCUGUCCUGAUGCAAGAAGGAAGGCCCUUGGGAUUUUUCAGUAGGACGUUGACGGGCUCCCAGCUCAAUUGGCAUACAUACGAGAAAGAAGCAUACGGUAUCCUACAAGCCCUGAUUUACUUCCAACACUACCAUAUCGGCUACCCCUUGACGGUUACGGUGUACACUGACCACGAGCCCUUGACUUGGCUAGCUAAGGCCGGCUCAAAGAAGCUGGAGCGAUGGCUUUUGGCCAUGCAGGCGUAUUCCUUCAUAGUGAAAUAUGUACCAGGUAAGAAAAAUGUGUGUGCUGAUGCUCUGUCCAGGAUACGCCAGCUCGACGACGAUACCCUACCGAUGGAGCCGAUGGAGUCAGAAGCUCUCGUGACGAAGCCAGCCAAGGACGUUGACACUACCCGUACCCUUGUAUCGGUUGUAGCCGCUCGUCGACAAUUAGCUGCUUGUAUAACGGCAUUGUCGGCACGGUGGUCGAUCGACGAUAUAAGGCGAGAGCAGGAUAGUGACGACAUCACAAGGAAGGUAAAGGAACGUCUGUCGGAUCCGUCGCCCUUACAUAGGACCGGGUUGACCGACCUCGCCUUCCGCCCUUAUAAGCAGCUGUGGAAUCAACUGGAUGUGCUAGAUGGCCUACUUAUACGCCGUCGCAAGUUCGAUAACGAACGAGAACCCCGGUUCCUACCAGUGAUACCACCUGCCCUGAGAUCUGAUGUUGUGGAUGCCUACCACAAGGAAGACGGUCACUUCGCCGUACGCAAGACUCUCGACAAGCUCAAGUUGCAUGCCUAUUGGCCCGGGAUGGGCACCGAUCUCCUCAACCACGAGAAGACAUGCCCUAGAUGUACUCAGGUCAAGGCAACGGUACCUCGAGCCCCCUUAGGAGUGAUGCCUAUCGGCAAGCCCUGGGACUUAAUUGCUAUCGACCACUUGAAGGUGCCCCCCCAAUGA